This is a messenger RNA of Episyrphus balteatus (marmalade hoverfly), 3843 nucleotides long. RefSeq lists its product as uncharacterized. The record is from RefSeq and is a predicted model, not a curated record. Gene Ontology annotation, cellular component: nucleus. The coding region runs from base 230 to 3670 and encodes 1146 amino acids. Lineage: Eukaryota; Metazoa; Arthropoda; Insecta; Diptera; Syrphidae. The transcript is spliced from 13 exons. Gene Ontology annotation, molecular function: RNA polymerase II transcription regulatory region sequence-specific DNA binding; DNA-binding transcription factor activity, RNA polymerase II-specific. Gene Ontology annotation, biological process: regulation of transcription by RNA polymerase II.
UUUGCGUGAAAUCUCGGCUUGUCAGUUGUUCUCUGUUCAAAGAGAUCACAAAAAACAUUUUUUUUACAUUUUAGUUUUUAGUUAUUUUAUUAAGCAAAAAUUUAUAAAAUUUAUUAUUUAUUUUAAUUGUUAAAUAUUCAUUCUAUAUAUUACAUAUAUAUUUCAAAAAAUACAUCUUGAUAUAUUGUAUAAAUCGAUUAAAAGAAACACCUCACUGACAGAAAAAUCCAUGAAGAUGGAGGCGGUUGAAAUAAAAACUGAACCGUUGGAUGAAUAUUUCAAUCAAAUUCCUCAAGAAGAAGUCAUAAUUAAAUCUGAAAAUGAAAUGGAUUAUAAUUGCCCAUUAGACAUACAUUGCAGGGAACCUGAAGUACAAAUAAAUGAAGGAUUGCUGGAUAUAAAAGUUGAAAUCACAAAAGAACCAGAAGAACCAACCACACCAAAGCGAUCUCCAAAAGAAGAUUGGCUCCGCGAAGAAACAAACUCUGACAUUGAUUGUAAUCAUUGUAAAUUUUGUAAUAUGUUCUUUAAAAGUCGCACAACUCUCAAACUCCAUGAAAGAAAUUGCCCUCAAAAAAAUGAUUGUAGAUUAUGUGGUCAGAAAUUUAUAACAUCUUAUGCACUUAAUACGCAUUUGAAUAAAGUCCAUAACCGGGAUGCUGACUAUGUUUCUCCACAAAAAGAUAUAAAAAGAUGCAAAUUAGGUCGACCUCCUAAUAUCGACAGUGGUAAUCAGAAUUACAUAUGUGAUAUAUGUAAUUUAAAAUUUGCAAAUUCAAGAGACCUGAAUAAUCAUAUAAAAAAGCAUAAUACCUGCCAGCAAUGCGGAGAACAUUUUAAAUCAUAUGAUGAUGUUAAGCAGCAUAUUUGUGAAAAUGCUCCCGUAAAAGAAGAAGUUCAAAGUGAUACUGAGACUCCAACAAAAAAAAUAUUUAAAGCAACAAAGAGCAUGGUUGUAAUUCCAGGCGAGCAAGCUCAUACUCCGGUUAAGUUGAGCGCCAAAGCUAAAAAUGCGAGACCAAAAAAACGGAAAUCGCGAGUGUUAUCCCAGAAAAAUUCAAUUGAAGCUUCUUCUGACACCGAAAAUGGAAAUAUUUCAUCGUAUAAUUCAAGUCCUAAAAGUGGUUUUUCAGUCGUAACAAAAGAUACUGAUUUUGAAGCAUUCGCCCAACAAAUGAUGAAGGGACUUACAGAUAUUCCUGAAUCUUCGCCCAAAUUUAAAAAAUCUGAACCAAUAUCAGACCGGAUUUUAAGAAAAUUGCAAAUUUCGACUGAAGGAGAUAAUAAAAGUAAUGAUUGUGUACAAAGUGAACUUACUACAAAAGCCGAAUCAAAUACAAAUACAGCUGAUAAUGUUAUUGUAGAUUCCGAGGGAAACGUUUACACAAUUUUAAAAGAAAAUUUUGUAAGUGAAACACCAUUUAUCAAAGAAGAACCCAUCGAUGAUUUCUCCGGACCAGAUGAAGAACCAGCCGAACCAAAAAUGCCUUCCCCAUUACCUUACAUAAAAGAUGAGCCGCCAGAUGAACCAGUUACUGCUGCAGAUUCUACUGAUUUACUAUUAGAAGAACUAUUUGAUCGAAAGGUCAAAUCAAUUGCAAAAGUACGCCAAACUAAAUUUCCACUCAAUCCAUCCUUCGAAACCAACGGUUUAGGUUUCAAAGUAAAAAAAGAAAUCACCGCUCAAAAGCCUUCUGAUUUCGAAAGCAAAACACAAAAAUUAAAUUUCGAUUCGCCAAAAGGCAAAAAACGUUCCUUUAAAAAUAAAUGUGCACGAAAUGUAAUCAUAAAAAAGAAAAGCCUUGUUCACCUAUCCCCGCAUGUUUCCAGAAGGAAAGCACUUCCUCAUAAAAUUAAAGAAGAGAUUUUGGAAAAUAUUAUACCAGCUUCAGAAAAUAGCAAUCAAAAUAAGGGUAGAAAUCGGGUAUCAAAACAACAAUCACGUAAAAAAUUAUUCCCCCCAAAGGUGUCACCUAAAAAGGAUUCACCUAAAAGAAUUCUACCUACAUUGAAAGAUAAAAAUUCCGGCGAAAUUUUUGCAUCUAAAAAAGAACUUUUACAACAUCGACGCAAACAAACACUUUCAGCAUUGAAAGUAGCUCAAAAAGAAAUAAAAAAAGAAUUGCUACCCAUAAAUGGCGAUGGGGCUGAAUUUUUAAAAUUUUUAAACGCUAAUGCAAUUCUAGCCGAUGUGAACUCUUCUGCAUGUAAGAUUAAUGCUGCGGGCGAUGGAACUUGCCUCUCUACCGAUAUAAAAUGUUCAACAGUUGUAACUGCUUCAAAUCAAGAAAAUAUAAACAUAGGAGGCGAUGUUUCUCUAAAACAUGAUGAUGACAAUGAAACCGCUGACGCAGAGUUAAAGAUCUUAAUAAAAGAAGAAAUCGUCGACAAUAUUUCAUCAAAACCUGACGAUUCUAAUCAGCCACCAAUUACAAUGCCUGACAUUCCUUUAGAUGGUGAUUUUGAUUUUGAAGAAAUAAUACAGUCAAAUAAGCUUCCAAAUUUCAACAACGUCAACCAAGUUAUCCAAACUCUCACAGAAGAAUAUAAGAAAGCAGAAAAUGUUAUACUAAAAGAGCCAGCUCCUCCUCCAGUUAAUGAAGCAAGUGAGGUUGUUGAGAGUCAGCCCUCAAUACAAUCUGCUGAAAUUCUUGAUGAACGAAAUAGACCUGGUUCAUUAUUUUUUCCAAUGCUGGAUGAUACUCAAAUCUAUAGUAUGGUAGCUAACUCGUUAAAUGAAAAAUACCGUUACGUAUGGAUUUGCCCCCUGUGUCCAAGGCAGUAUUAUCAAGUGCGCCCAUUCAAAAAACACCUUUUGACUAUCCAUUACCGAACUACAGAGGAACUUGAGGGAAAAACUUUUGAAUUAAGACCUGAAUUGGUUUUUGAAUCUGCUCCUGAUGAAACAUUUUGUCACUUAUGUCAUGUUACACUCGCCGACAAUGCCUCCCUAAUAAAACAUAAAAUAGAACUCCACCAAGAAGAAGAUCUCACUCAAACGCAGAAGAAAAAAUCAAUGCUACAUAAAUGUUACAUUUGCAGUAAAGUGUGUUCGACGCGAGGCUUAUUAGCAGAACAUAUGAAAUCGGAUUGUGGCAAGAAUCCACAACACGCGUGUAAUGUAUGCGACAAAAAAUUCCAUACAAAAAGUACUUUAACUUUACACAAAACUAUGCACACUGGAGAAUUGCCACAUUCGUGUGGAUAUUGUCAGAAAAGAUUCCGUACAAGAGGUCAGCUAACAGUGCAUACGCGGACGCAUACUGGAGAAAAACCAUUUCCCUGUAAAGUUUGUGGUCAACGUUUUACUCAUCGUGAAACUCUCAUUGCGCAUCUCUCUCGUCACAUUGACAUGAAACGCUACAAAUGUUAUGGCUGCGAUCAAUUCUUUUCCUGCAUUUCUGGCCUUAAAACGCACAGAGCGACGCGUCCAGAGACCUGUGGACGCGUCGAACUCAAUGCACGUGCAGUUGGACCGCGAGUUCGAGUUAUCAAAGGUAAUGUUAUCUUCGAACCGCAACCCAUAUACAAUGCAAGACUGGCAAAAACUCCGAGGCCCUUUCAGGAAUCAUAUAUCCUGGAUCAUAAUUAUCAUCUUAAAGAUCCUAGUCAGACAAAAAAAGUCUCCAAACAGACUGUAAAAAGUGAAGCUAUUGUUGUGGCGCCCUAGAAUUGGGGAAAGUGUUUUUUUUUUUUCAUAUUCUUUUUUUUUUAUUUCAUCGAAAAAUGUUUGUUUUUUUUUUCUACAGAAAUUGUAUAUUUUUAAUUAGUUUUUAAGCGAAAAUUGUUUUAAAAUUCCAAAAAAAAAACAUUGCAUCAUUUUAUAUACUCAACUAAAUAUAU